Messenger RNA from Eimeria mitis, 858 nucleotides. RefSeq lists its product as uncharacterized. The coding region runs from base 1 to 858 and encodes 285 amino acids. Lineage: Eukaryota; Apicomplexa; Conoidasida; Eucoccidiorida; Eimeriidae. The transcript is spliced from 2 exons. The record is from RefSeq and is a predicted model, not a curated record.
AUGAGUGCGUGUCAAACAGAAGCAUGCAGCAGUGAUGAUUGGUGGCAGAGCUCCCCGCGGGCUAGCCCGACUCUUUUUCCAAGAGGAACCUGCACGCCUCAGGGAGGCCAUCUCAGGAAGGAAGAAACCUCUCCGCAGACUGCCGAAGCCCACCAAAGCCCGCCAUGUACGAGCGGCAUGCGUCGCUCUCCGCUUGAAUCCCCCAUCGAAAACGGAGUUCCACCUAGCUUCCGUAAGGUCUUCAACGAUCGUUAUUUUAGUGGAGAAAGUAUCCCGAAGAUAGACAUCAACAGUGCCCUUGACAUUCUGUGGAAUGAAGGAGAGAUUGAUGGCCGGCAACUUUUCCGUGGUUACGACAAACUCACAAUCAGAGGCUUGUUGCCACAGCAGCAUCAUCAAUCGAUACAAGGUGGACCCCAAGAGGGCGAUAGAACUAAUGUAUUGGAAGCAGAUCGCAAUGCUGCCAACACAGGCUGGACCGCGGAAGCCGCCAGCCCCUUCAAUGAUCAGGAAAGCACUUUUACGAUUGCAUCGCCGACGGAUCCUGUAUACACGUCGCCGAAAUAUGGAGCACCCCAACGCCCUCUGCACCUUCGGGAAGCACGAGAAACCCCAGUAGCAACAGUCUCAGGCGGCAUGAUCAGCCAACCAACUAAUCCCGAAAAUGAUACUAUGGAGGGUGCGCAAACGCCUUGUGAGAGCGACGAUGCGCCGUGGAGCGGGAUGAAAAAGUGGCUAAGGGACAGGGCCUCACGAGCACCGCCCACUGACGAGACACCAGAUAAUCAGGACACCCACGAAGCACGCACGCUGAAGAAAAUGCAAGAGUUGCUGUGUCAAGCUCUGAGGUUCCAGUAG